Trichoplusia ni (cabbage looper) is the source of this 4251-nucleotide messenger RNA. RefSeq lists its product as uncharacterized. The record is from RefSeq and is a predicted model, not a curated record. NCBI's taxonomy places the organism in Eukaryota, Metazoa, Arthropoda, Insecta, Lepidoptera, Noctuidae. The transcript is spliced from 14 exons. The coding region runs from base 884 to 2848 and encodes 654 amino acids.
UUUAUUUUAAAUUUUGUAAACACACACACACACCCUCGACGUUUAGCCGGGAUAACAUAAUGUAGACAUGCUUUUUGAUAUUUUUUCACUGCUAAGAUUAGUAACAACUGUUAGGUUAAUUAGGUGUGAAUUUUAAAUCCUUAUCAUUUCAGUUUAUUCUUAAGUUAUUAAAAUCAACUAAAGGACCGAUAAGAGGCAACAAGUAGCUACCUUAUGCUAUGUAGAGAGCUCAUCCUUUAUCUACGAAAAGCCUCCGUGACCAGAUAAGUCCAAAACCAUCGAUAUUUAAAGAUAAGAACUCAUUACUUUACCAAGCUAACCUUGCAUCUUGCUGAAUAAAAGUAAGUAAUAUUUAUAUUUUCUUAAUUACUAAAUAACUUCGAUCUUAAACGAAAGCUAAAGCGCGAAAAAUACUUUCAGAACAACAGCUGACCUUUGCUGUAGCUCCUCAAAGAAAAUUUCAUUACUCUUUAUGCGAUGCACUUUUACGAGACGCUUUUUUUAGCUGUCGUGCUAAUGGAGCGCAGUAUUAUGUAGGGUAGUCGCAAACUGAAGGCAUUUAACAAAAUAUUUAAUUAAAUCUGAGGCGAAACAAAGAAGAUUGCAUAAAAGCUUUGAAAAUAGAAUUAAAAAAAAAAACACUAAACUGCAUAGUUGAUUAAAAAGUUCUUUUACCAGUUUCGGGUUUGAUCGAUUUGUUUAUUUCCAGCUCGGUGCGAGCGUGUCCACGUUAUCCUUUCGCGCAACCCUACCUGGCAUAAAGGUACACGCGGAGGUGUAAACUUUAUUCGGAAUAAAGUUUUCGAUGACAACGGACGUGUGCGCGCUGACGACCAUAAUUAAAUAACUGAUACCAGACAAUUACCAGUUCACCGUGGGCAGGAUGCAGCACCAGAAAAUGUUGCUCCGCUGUAUCUUCUACGUUCUCGUGAUGAAAGACGCUCUCAGUUUGGAUGCAGAAGUGACGGUGCUGAGAGCGGUGAGAGGUCGCGACGCUCGCCUCCCCUGCGGCCAGGGGAAGGUGUUCCUGGACGGGCCGGACUCCUACGUGCUGUGGCUCAAGAACGACCGCGACUUCCUCUACCGCUUCCCCAACGAGGAGUCUGAAAGAAGGGUAAUGAACCGCGACCGCAUCUUCGGUACGACGUGCGAGGGCGGCACGUGCCACGACGACACGUCUCUGCUGAUCAAGCGCGCGGCCAACAAGGACGGCGGGCUGUACCGCUGCCGCGUGCACUAUCAGGCCUCGCCCUCCGUUGAUUACGUCAUCGAUAUGCGCCUAGUUGACUCGCCCGGCAUGCCGCGCCUGUUCGAUGGUGAGGGUGACGAGAUCAACAAGGGCUACGUGGGACCGCUCAGCCUCGGCGCUGACCUGACUCUCAUCUGUGAAGUCGAUGACCAGCAACCAGACACUCUAGUAUACUGGCGUCGCAACGGCGUGAUGAUCGAGCGCGCGCACUCGGCCCGGCCUCGCGUGCUGCGCGCCGAGGUGCACGCGCGCAACCUGACGCGCAACGAACUCGACGCGCAUUACGAGUGCCUCGCGCAAAACGCUGACGUAUCCGAACCUCUCUCUGCUACUGUCGUUGUUAAGAUGUACCUACCGCCUAUGAGCGUUGAAAUCCGGCUGAACAACAACCUGGACUUCGAGGCUGGACAGCCACGCGUAGUGGACUGCGUAGUCAUCGGCUGCGUACCGCCGCCCUCCAUCACCUGGCACCUCGGCGAGACCAUGCUGCGCCCCAGCGUGCAUAAGGAGCUGCACGAUGGCAACUACACGGUGUCCUCGCUGACGCUGGCGCCCUCGCUGCGUGACAAUAAGAACAAGCUGGUCUGCCGCGCACACAACUCGCACUUACCGGAUUCCGUGUUCCAAGAUAAUGUAACUUUGAAUGUUGGAUACCGUCCAAUCUGCCUGACGACUCGCGAAGAGACGAUCGGCGCGGUGACCCGCGAGGCGGAGACACUGACCUGCGUGGUGGAGGCCUCGCCCGAGCCGCUGCAGUUCAGCUGGACCUUUGCAGAUUCCAAGACCCUCUACACCAGUGUCUCUAAAGUACCCGGACAUCACCACCGCUACGCCUCGACGCUUACAUGGCUGGCCAGGGAUGGUGACAUCGGACUGCUGCUGUGCCGAGCGACCAACUCCUUCGGCGAGCAGAAGAAGCCCUGCACCUACACCAUCUCUCCCGGCGGCCCGCCUAAUGCCCCGGACUGCAUCGUGCUGAGGUCCUACCCUAAUGCUCUUAGAGUGCAGUGUAAGAAAGGCUGGGACGGCGGCCGACCUCAGAAGGUCCACCUGGAGGUACUGGACGAGGACGGCAUUCCUCUUCAUAACGUGUCGGACCCCGCGGGGCACUUCCACCUGCCCAACAUUGAGGACGAUCGCAACCUCACCGCUGUGACUUACGCCACUAAUGACCGCGGGAGGAGUGAGGCCAAGACUAUCUACCUGCAGAACAUGAAACCGCUGUCUGCUUCAGCGGUGACAGAAGACUCAGGCAUGACCGCGUGGGAGACGUGGGCUGAAGCAGCAGCGGUAUGCGUGGCGCUCGGCAUCGCCACCACCGCCAUCACCCUCUGCAUCAAGAUCCUCAGGGUGCGCAGGCGAAACGCUGAACUCAAUCCCGAUAUUGUACCGAGGCCUGAUGGAUCCUUUCACCGAGAGCCAGACUUUCUACGAGAGGAACGUGUUCUUGGGACGACAAACAUCACUGUGAAUCAGCUGGCCUCCUGUCAAAAUCAGUACUCGGCGUCACCAGUCCCCUCGUGCCGCGUGCUGGUCGGCUGCGGGUCGCACUCACCACCCGACGCCUGCCCCUCCACACAGCACUCCUACUACGUCUAAACAAUAUAAUCUAAAUACACAUGUAACCUCUCACCGAAACCUUGACGACGACACUUCGCGCGAUCAACGGAGAAUUUUUGGUCUGGAGAUAUUUGUACCUUCAGACUGUGAGGGUUUAAUGCUCGGCGACUUUGGUGUACGAUGCGAGCCUGUCUACUAUCCUCUAUGAAUAUACUCGUAUCAAUAAACCAAAAUAUAUGUUAUAUUUUGGUUGUUCCUAUGAAGGUUUAAGCUGAUAUUGGAGAAUUCGUUUUGCCUUGUAUACGAAAAGUAAAUUGUCGUCAAAGGAUAUAUCAGCACAAUUUAGUCUAUUUAAGAUAUUUAUAAGCACGGCAAGCGAAGGACUGAAGAAAUUGUGCGCUAAGUUUGAUGGUUUUAUAUCAAGCUUUUUGUUUCUGAUAUAGUCACGAACAAAUAUGCAUAACAUAUGUAAAACCAUCACUUGGAGCUGAUAUAAGGCUGAUUUACAAAAUGAGCAACUCACUUUAAACUUGAUGAGGUAAUGUUGCGAUAGGUCUUGUGCUAUAAGAUUUUGGAGGUCUAGGGGCUUGGGCUAAGUCAUCUGUUGCGGAAAAGAGACGAAAUAACACACUAGCUACCAAGGACCAGACUGACUCCUUCGGAUAUUUUACAAUCUGAGCCUUCUGCCAUUGUUUGACUAUAUGAAGGCUUAAGCCAAUGAGGUGAUGAGUUCUGAUGGACCUUAGAUUAGAUUAUUUGUAUACUCCACAAUUUGCGAUCUCAACAUAACAAUAUACUAGCUUAAAUAUACCGAUAGUCAUUUGUAAUUUUAGUUUAGAAUCUUCUUAGUGUGUUUCUUGGAUCAUUCAACGAACUGCACUGGAUCUCUGUCUGUAACCACCGAGAUUUUGAAAAUGGUAUUAUAGUAUACAUAUUGCACAUAAGUUUUGUAAAAUAGUUCUUAUUCCGCAAUUAAAUGUCUAUAAGUAUGUGCUAUUCACUAGUCAUUAAUUAUAUUAAGUUAUCGGUACAUGGUUCGAUUUCUUAAGUUAGGAUCGAAGGAAAAAAAAGAAAGUCCGGCCAAAAAAGUCGACAAACAAACGCUGAUUUACUAAAUUCCAAAAAAGUUUUAUUAUAAUGAAAUGUAAUGGCGUUUAGUAAGUUUUGGGCAGAAUUCCUUGUUUGCAGCCCUAAUGCUUGUAUUGUAUUCAAGGGCCUUGUAAUCAGAAGGAUUUAUGUGCUGACGACACAUUAUGGCAUUAUGUACAGCCAUGGAGUUGUUGUAAAGGAAAUGGCUUAGAAUAUAUUAUUAAGUUAAGGUUUAGUAAAAAGUGUGUAUAACUCACAUUAUGUAUAUCACUCGGCUCAGCUAUGUACUAUGUAUGUAUAUGUAUAUCCACUGUUAUUGUAAUGGAUUAAAAUAGUCGUUUUCUGAAAUAUUA